Molecule: messenger RNA, 4405 nt
Organism: Mytilus trossulus (common blue mussel)
Lineage: Eukaryota; Metazoa; Mollusca; Bivalvia; Mytilida; Mytilidae
Exons: 2
Coding region: 1-3783 (1260 amino acids)
Molecular function (GO): nucleic acid binding
Source: RefSeq, a predicted model, not a curated record
AUGCAAAAUUUGCUAAAUUUGCCUGCACCAACGCCCGGAAUUAGGGGACUGAAAUCGUUCAGUGACACAAUAGAAAGUAAUAUACGUGAACUAGAAGGAAUGGGUCGAUAUCAGGAAUCGUAUGGAAGCCUAUUAAUACCGCUUAUACUCAACAAACUGCCAUGUUUUGUCAGACAAAAUAUUACUCGAGACCACGGUAAUGAUGAUUGGGAUAUUUCAAGUUUACGCAAAGCAAUAAAGACAGAAAUUUGUAUCCAAGAGGCCGCUAACGCCAAUCCUAUUGAAACCGAUAUUAUCCCCACCGCAUCGUUCGUGACAGAAACAACAAAUAAAAGAUGGAGUUCAACAGGGUCUAAAGAAUGUAACAACAAUAGUUCCGUUAAGACUAAAAGGCCGUGUUUGUUUUGUCAAAACCCGCAUCACCCAAAUGAAUGUACGAAGAUCACUGACAUAAUUGCCCGCACCCAAAUCGUAAAGGAAAAACGAGUUUGCUUUAACUGUUUCGGUAAUCACAAGGUUUCGGAAUGCAGGUCAAAAUACAGUUGCCGAAAUUGCAGUAAGAAACAUCACAGUAGCAUCUGCCGUAAUAAUUUACUGAAUGAAAACUCCACUUCAAGUGAAAAUAAAGCCGUAACAAAACCUGUCAACGAAGAGCUACAAAGUACCACAGAAACAAAGAGCGCCGCUAUGCAUUCUGCCGUUACAGCACAUACCGAAAUUCUAUUGAAAACCGCCGUUGCGCCCGUAUGGUACCAUGAUGAAAGUGUUAUGACUAACAUUCUAUUCGAUGAAGGCGCCCAGAAUUCAUUUAUUUCUCAGGAACUAGUAGAAAAACUCAAUAUCAAACCAACUGGUGUAGUAAGUAUGCAAAUUUCUGCAUUUGGCGGGAAAGAAGGUGAGGUACGCAACCUGGAGAAAGCGACAUUAUCGAUUGAGACCGAAAGAAAAGAAAGAAUUCCAAUGGAAGUAAUUAUUGUUCCAAAAAUUGCCGCACCGAUACAUAUGAAGAAACGAGUAAACAUUAACAGCUUGCCCUAUUUACGAGGAUUACAACUUGCCCACCCAGUCACGCAGGAUGAAAAGUUUUCGAUUUCACUUCUCGUUGAAGCAGACUACUACUGGUCUUUAGUACAAGAUGAAGUUAUUCGAGGUGACGGACCAACAGCUGUUAAAUCAAAAAUCGGUUAUUUGCUAUCAGGACCACUGAACACAGAUAUCAACACUCAAGAAUGGAACUCUACGAUGAUGAAUGUCUUAGUGACGCACAAACCCGAGGAGUGCGAUUUACAGAAAUUUUGGGAAAUUGAGUCGAGCGGAUUAGAGGCGGAUUCUGAUGAAAACACAAAAAACGUUCAAAACCUAAUGCUUGAGUACCAAAACUCUAGCAUUACUUUUAAGGAAAAUAAAUAUGUCGCCAAACUACCAUGGAAACCAGAUCAUCCCGAGUUACCCACUAAUGAAUAUAUAGCAAGAAGGAGGACCCAAAAUGUUAUAGAAAGGUUGGCUAAAGAUCCGGAUAUGUUAAAUCUAUACGACAAGAUUAUCAAAGAACAGGAGAUGAAAGACUUCAUAGAAAAGGUACCCAUCACAGAAAUACAUCGCGAGCAUAGAAGAAUCCACUACAUACCACAUUAUCCCGUUAAGACAGAUUCAAACACGACCCCUAUUAGGAUUGUAUAUGACUGCAGUUGCCAUGGAAAUCCAGAUUUACCCAGCCUUAAUGACUGCCUUUCUUCAGCACCACCUAUUUUAAAUAAAUUGGCAAGCAUUCUUACAAGAUUUAGAUUAGGAAAAUAUGGCAUCACAACAGACAUAGAAAAAGCAUUUUUACAAGUAAGACUUGAUAAUGAUGACCGAGACGCCACACGUUUCUUUUGGUUGUCCGAUUCAACUGACCCAACAAGUGAGUUAAUUAUGUACAGAUUCAAAGUUGUUCUUUUUGGAGCAACGUGUUCGCCGUUUAUUUUAAACGCAACAUUACUGAAACAUUUAUCCAUGAAUCAGAGCAAAGUAGCAACAAUUCUACAAGAAGAUCUAUAUGUUGACAAUGUACUAUCUAGCAUGAACUCAGAAGAAGCCGCAAUUAAAUACUUCAAUGAAUCCAGAGAACUGCUAAAACAGGGAGGCUUCAAUUUACGAUCAUGGAUGUCCAACAGCGACAAACUCCGAGAUUUGGCCCUAUCGGAAAGAGUAUUGGAUUCAGACAAGGAGACAAAAAUAUUGGGAAUGCGCUGGGAUGCAGAAUCAGAUACACUCAGCUUUGCCGAAACAAAACAAUUGAAGAUGGACACACAGUUGACAAAACGUGAACUUUUGAGACAGUCUUCCGCUAUAUAUGACCCGUUAGGACUACUCGGACCGAUAACAAUUAGAGCAAAAACACUUAUUCAAGAGCUUUGGAAAAAAGGAUAUGCAUGGGACGAGAAACUACCAAAAGAAAUUGAAAACGAAUGGACCGAUGUGAAGAAUGACAUCUUACAGAUAACUACGAAACUGAAAAUACAGAGAUACUAUUUUGCAAACGAGGACGAAGAAACUAGCGAGUCUACUCUACACAUUUUUGUUGAUGCAAGUCAAAAAGCAUAUGGAGCUUCCGUUUACUUGAGUAAAGGCACAGAGUCGACACUUGUUAUCGCAAAGAACCGUGUUGCACCGUUAAAAUUAAUAACUCUUCCAAAAUUAGAAUUAAUGGCUGCAGUGAUCGGAGCACGACUUUCUAAAGAUGUAAUAAAAAACUUGGGAAUUAAAAGGGCAGUAUUUUGGAGCGAUAGCCAAAUAGUUCUACAUUGGCUCACCUCAUCGAAAUCGUUAAACAAGUUUGUAAAAAAUCGUGUUAGUGAAAUUAAAGAAUUAACUGAAACUCAUGAAUGGAAAUAUGUACCCACAGAAAUGAACCCAGCUGACCUACAAACACGUGGAUUGACUGCAUCGCAAUUUGAAGAUUCGACAUUAUGGAUGAAUGGACCCCAGUGGUUAACGGACGAGAGUAAAUGGCCUACGUGGACAGGACAUGUGGAAAUAAGUACUCAGCUAUCUAAUAUCAACGGACCAAAGACACACAGAAGUGACGAUAAAAUGCCAAGUGAUCCGCAGCGAAUAUCACAGAUCAUAGAUAUGUCAAGGUAUUCUAAUUUACAUAAACUUUUAACUGUAACUGCAUAUGUCUUAAAAUUCGUUAAGAACUCUCAGGAAAAACGUCCAUAUCGACUAAGGAGUUCACAAGGUGACAGGACGCUCAAGACAAUUCUAACAAAAGAGGAAAUUUCAUUAGCUAUGAAUUUAUGGAUCAAAGAUACACAGCAAGACAGGUUCGUGAAAGAGCUAGAGCAUAUUUCGUUAAAUCCGAAAGUUAAAUCACUACCGCUUGUACAACAGUUACGUUUAUAUUUGGAUGAAAAUGGAAUCAUACGAUGUAAAGGCAGAAUACAAAAUUCAUCUAUAGAAGAAAACGCGAAGUUUCCUAUUUUACUAUCAAAGAACCACAAACUUACAGAUUUUGUAAUUAUGGACGCACAUCUAAGAAAUCUACAUACAGGAGUCGGUCAAACAAUAACACAUAUAAGACAAUCUUACUGGAUACCAGCAAUUCGACAAUGUGUGAACAGUGUUUUACGUAAAUGCAUACAGUGCCAAAAAAUAAUUGGUAAACCGUAUAACAGCCCGGAACCACCACCACUACCAAAGGAUCGAGUAAAAGACACCAUACCAUUUUGCACAACUGGGAUAGAUUUUGCCGGACCUCUUCACAUCAAGGAUACAUCAACACAACCGCGGAAGAUAUAAGAGAUCCCGAACCCUUGACGCCAUCUCAUCUUUUACACGGGAGGAUUAUUACGACCACAGAGAUGCACAACGACAAACACAACGCGAAUAUUCAAGAACUUGAUACGAUCACAGCAAACAAACUAUUUGAGAGAAAAGGACUCUUAUUAGACCAUUUCGCAAAACGCUGGUCUAAUGAAUAUCUUACCGGAUUACGUGAAUAUCAUCGAGUCUCUGGAAAACAUACUGGACAAGUUAACAUCGGUGAUGUAGUUCAACUAGGGAGUGAAUCGCCACGACUUUUAUGGAGAUUAGGAACAAUAGAAGACGUCAUUAAAGGAGGAGAUGGACUUAUUCGAGCAGCAAAAGUACGGACUUCUAGAGGACUAGUUACCACACGACCAAUUGUGAAGUUAUAUCCAUUAGAACUAUAGUACUGUUAAAGGACUUUUGUGAAGGACAAUUAACGUAAAGUGAACCGUUACAAAAAACUUUCAAUGUGAUUCAUUUAUAGAACUUUAAAGUUUUGAUUAUUUAUCUUUUCAAAUAAUUUAAUUUCUUAUGCAUUUUGAGGCCCCCAGAAUGUCGUGAAUAUAGAACAAGAGACUUUUUAUCAUUUUCUUAUGUAAUUGUUUCCCGUACU